AUACAACCAAUGGCUUUAAGUGUGAAACAGAGAUAAAGCAAUGCCAAGCCCAAAUUAUACAGAUGUGACUGAAUGUAUUCUUUUGGGCCUAACCAGUCAACAAGAACUCCAGAUCCUCUUUUUUGUGAUAUUCCUAUUUGUAUAUGUUAUCACUCUGGUGGGGAAUCUUGGCAUGAUCAUCUUAAUCAAUGUCAGUCCCAAGCUCCAGAGCCCUAUGUACUUCUUUCUCAGCCAUUUGUCCUUUGUGGAUGCCUGGUUCUCCUCCAAUGUUACCCCUAAAAUGCUGGAAAACUUAUUAUCCAAGACCAAAACCAUUUCUUAUGUUGGGUGUUUAAUACAGUGUUAUUUUUUUAUUGCUCUUGUAUAUAUGGAGAUCAAUAUCUUGGCAGUGAUGGCCUUUGAUCGAUUUAUGGCAAUUUGGAACCCUCUCCUUUAUGGGAGCAAAAUGUCAAGGAUAGUUUGUAUUUGGCUAAUCACAGUCCCUUAUGUUUAUGCGUUCUCUAUUAGUAUAAUUUGUACCUGGUGGACCCAUGGAUUGCAUUUCUGUGGAAACGUUGAAAUCAACCACUUCUAUUGUGCAGAUCCACCACUCAUCAAGAUAGCCUGUGGUGGUGUUCAUAUCAAGGAAUAUACCAUGCUUGUUCUUGCAGGAAUUAGUAUCACAUGCUCUCUGGCUGUGGUACUGAUCUCUUACACAUGCAUUGUGGUGGCCAUCCUCCGAAUACGCUCUGCAGAGGGGAGAAGGAAAGCUUUCUCCACUUGUAGCUCUCACCUCACUGCUGUCACCAUCUUCUAUGGGACUCUCAUUUUUAUGUAUCUCAGGCAUCCCACAAACGAAUCUGUACAGCAGAGCAAAAUGGUGGCCGUGUUUUAUACCACAAUCAUUCCUAUGUUGAAUCCCAUGAUCUAUAGUCUAAGGAACAAGGAUGUAAAAGAAGCAAUGAACAAAGCUAUUCAGAGGUCUUGUUUAAUGAAAUAAUUCAGGCUCCAGUAUCUUCAAAUAUGAAAACAUCAAUAAUCAAUCAUAGAUCACUAGAAUUUAAAGGAUGCCAUAGUACAUCAUUUCCAACUUCCACUUGAGCAAGAAUCACUGCUACAAUAUUUCUGAAAAAGAAUCAUAUAUUUAGAGAUAUGUAGAGGGUCUACAGUAGCUACAGUCAAGAAGAUUUGAGUUCAAGUCCCAUAUCAGAAAUUAGAAGCUCUGUGACUGAGGGAAGUAAUUCAAUCUCUGCCUCAGGUUCCUCAAGUUUAAAAGAAAUAUAAUAAUACAAUCUAUCUCAGGUUUGUUUUUGGAAUCUUAGGAGAUACUUAUGAAGCUCUUAGUGUAGGUCUUUGCAACUGGAGUCAUUUAAUGUAUGCAUAUUCCUUCUCAAAUGAGGUUUAAAUGAGAAGAAACUCACUCCCUCUUAUAAUUUCCCAUUCCAAUUUUGAUCUUUUACAGUUGAAGAAAUCUUUCUCCUUAUACUGAAAUUAAUCUAAAAGUACAAACAUAUUCUUUAUUUAUCUUCUUAGGUAAUUGGGAACACAAAAUAUAUCUAUGUUGAUAGAAAACAAUUUGUCAUCUGAUACUCAAAUUCAAAGAUUUCUAAAUUGAUUUUAAUAUAGAAUAUUACACAUAGUAUAAAGUGCACUAAGGUAGAAUCAUCUAAUUGGAUUCUUUACUAUUCCUCUACUGUGUUACAUACAAGGAUAUUAAGUUAAACUGAUUUCUUGAAUUGUCAAAUAUUCAGUAAAUGUUUACUCCUGACUCAUAGAAGUAAGAAUAUGAGAAUAAUUUAAAAGAAUCAUUUUAUAUCCAUGAUUUGAAUGAAUUUGUGAAUGUUAGGGAUACUCCAGUGUGAAAAGAUCUGAAUCAUAUCAACGUUAAAACAAUUAACUUGACUAGAAAUUCUAGAAGCAACAUAAGACACUAAGUAUUGUUCACAUCAAAUCCAAUGAGGCCACCUCUAUCCCAUAAUGGCCCCAAAUUGUAGAAACUUGGUUAAGAUCUCUUCCUAAAUAAAUCUUAACUAAGCUUUGGUCUUGUUUGGAGGAAAAAUGAAGGUUACUUUCUGUGGGUCACAGGAUCACAGAAAUUGACUAAUAUAUGUAUUAGAAUUAUGGGUUAUAUGAGAAGAAAGAGACAGAGGGUUAUUUAUAAGGUCUUUAGAAUUCAGAAUGUGCCUAUCUUUAUUCAAAUGAGAGUUGUGAUAUUAUAUGAAGAAGAGGACAUAUCCAUAAGUAAAAAUUGGACAGUAUCUUACACAUAGUAACUACUUAUAUGUUAAAUCAAAUAAAACUAACCAAAUGACUAUGGUUUUUCUAUUUUCUGGAAAUUCGAUUGCUGAUUACAUAUUAUAAAUUGAACUUUAUUCAAUUUAAAUAGGAGUUUAUUAUUUAUAGGAAUGUAGAGAGAAAUCCUCAUAUAUUGUGACAAAUCACCUCCAAGUACAUAAUUUUUUCCAAGUUCAUAUAGUCAAGCCACAUUUGCCUAAUAAAUUGUAUGUAUGUAACUCUUCAGUUUCUUAAUUGAGUGGCGAUAACACUAAGACUUUUCAUAUCAAUAGAAUUUCAUAAAAUGUGGAACCAAGUACUCAGUACAAUAUUAUGAAUACCUUUUUAAAUAUGAAAGACAUGUUGCCUUGUGUGCUCAAUAAAUAAAUGGUCAAAAGUUAUCUCUAGAUGGUUUCCAAAGAAUGAGAUGUCAAAUUAAAUAAUUAUGUGAAAUAAUCACAUAACAAGAGAAAUGCAAAUAAAACAACUUUGAGAUACCAUCUUCAAAACACAAAAAUGUGUAAAAUCAUUUUAAAUGGAAAAAAUAUAAUAAUAGCAAAAAUGUUAGGAAAUAGAAACUUCCAGGAGAACUUCAAAUGGUGCAAAAAAUUUUCUGAAACAGAAGUAAUAAAGUCA
Messenger RNA from Monodelphis domestica (gray short-tailed opossum), 2889 nucleotides. The record is from RefSeq and is a predicted model, not a curated record. Lineage: Eukaryota; Metazoa; Chordata; Mammalia; Didelphimorphia; Didelphidae.